UUUUUAUUUAUAAAGCGCUUUACAUCAACGAGACAAUAAGUGCUUGUUGACUCUACAUAAAUGUUUGCACGAGACAAACACUUGAGCGUGACGUGCGGGGGGAGCGCGCCCUGCAUGACGUCAUUGUUUCGUGCAGCAGACUGAAUGAGCAGCUGUGUGUACACUUCAGUACAGCAGGGCCUGCGCAACGCACAGCGCUGACAAGGAAUCUAUGAGGAGGAUUUUUCUACAUGUUAUCAACACGGAGAGGUAAUCGUGAAACAUGGAGGGAGGACAUUUCGGCUACUCCCGGGAUUAUCUCGACCGCUUCAUCCAGAGCCAGGACUCGUCCGUGGUGAACAAGUUCCAGCAGAAAUACUGGAAAACCAAACAGACGCUCAUCAAGGUGACCGGGAAGAAAGAGGACGAACAUGUGGUGGCGUCAGAUGCCGACCUGGACGGCAAGUUGGAGGUCUUCCACUCCAUCCAGAGGACAUGCAUGGAGCUGCUAAAGGUCAUCGAGCAGUACCAGAGGAGGAUCUGCUUUCUGUCCCAAGAGGAGAACGAGUUGGGUCGUUUUCUGCGCUCACAGGGCUCGCAGGACAAAACCAGGGCGGGAAAGAUCAUGCAGGCAACUGGGAAAGCGCUCUGCUUCUCCUCUCAACAGAGAAUGGCUCUGAGGAACCCUCUGUGCCGUUUGUACCAGGAGGUCGAAACGUUUCGCUAUCGAGCGAUCUCAGACACGUGGCUGACGGUGAACCGAAUGGAGCAGUCCAGGACCGAGUAUCGAGGAGCGCUGCUCUGGAUGAAGGACGUGUCUCAGGAGCUCGAUCCAGACACUCAAAAACAGAUGGAAAAGUUCCGCAAGGUUCAAGCCCAGGUGCGCACAACCAAAACAAGCUUUGACAAACUGAAGAAUGAUGUGUGCCAGAAAGUCGACCUGCUGGGAGCGAGUCGCUGCAACCUCCUCUCUCACGUUUUAACCACAUACCAGACGACUCUUCUGCACUUCUGGGAGAAGACGUCUCACACCAUGGCAGCCAUUCAUGAGAGCUUCAAGGGCUGUCAGCAUUAUGAGAUCUCCUCACUAAAGACAUUAAGAGACCCCGUGGAGAAGCUAGCUAAGAAGAAAGGGAAGAAGAAAUUUAAAGUGGAGAAAGAAGACGCAGAGAAAGCUGAGACCACAGACAACCAACUCAUUUCACUGAACGAAAACACCAGCGAUAAGACCCAAGAAGGGGAUGCAGACUCCUUCUCUAACUAUCCAGACCUGGAGGGAGAGGAGAAGGACAGCAUGGCCUUACUGAAUGAGAUCCUGGGCAGCAUGUCUGUGGACGAGGGCGACUUCUCUCGAGAGUGGACCGAAGUUUUCGGAGACAACGAGGAAGGAACGAGCGCAGCGUCGGGUGGACGAGUAGACGCCGAGCAAAGGGAAGAGUCCUUCUUUCUACCAUCUCAGCUGUGGGACCAGAGCUUGAAUAAUCCGCAGUCUUCCAUGUCAGAUUGGGCUGGGAUCAGUCCACAGCCCGUCGCCGAGGCAACCGAGCACUCAUCUGGAGCCAAUCAGAAUCCUCCUAAGCAGACGGUGAAAGAGACGACAGCAGGGACAUCCAAAGACCUCUCGGCGUGGUUCAACCUGUUUGCCGACCUGGACCCCCUCUCCAAUCCUGACGCGGUGGGAAAAACUGACAGGGACCACGAGCUUCACAACGCGUAGUUCUUCCUCGGCGCCACAGUGAUUACAAAAUAGCGGCUACCGUUGUGAGCGGCAGCAGCAGAAUAAAGCUGCUACCAGCGCAGGGAGAAAAAUCACAUGAGCAGCCAACACACAGUCGUCAUGACUACAGAGUGAAAUAAUAAGACAAGUGAUCAAUCAGCCUCUCACUCAUUUUAACUCCAGUGGUGGAAGAAGUACUCACAUCUUUUACUUUAGUUCAGAUUCGCAACGCCUCUGUGUAAAAAAGCUUGGUUACAAGUCAAAGCCGUGCAUUUGAAGUCACACUUCACGAACAGUAUUUAUAAUGCAGAAUGGGAUCUCAAGAAUAUCAUUCACCUCAGUGUUUGAUUACAUUUACUAACGCUUUAAUGAGCUCAUCUCUUGAAAGCUGCAACUGUUAAAAUCUGGGCUAAUUGGAAUUCAUUUUAUAACGCGAAUUUGUUUAAUUUCUUGAGUUUGUAGGGCUAUAAAGUUUAAUUUUAUUGGAGUACGAGUUUGGAACAAAAAGCCCUUUGACAUAAGCUGCCUUGGAAAAUCAGUCCUCGUAGCAUUCAUGCUUUAAAUUCUGACCUCCUUUACUUCUGAUUUCAAACGGGUGAAACUUCUUUGUGAGAUGCAAAGAGUGAAGAGAAAGCGAUCAAGACAAAGAUCACAGAGCAACGUGUUCAAGAAAGAAAGCAGAACAUGUUGAACUCAGCUACAGAGAAUUGUUAAAUCAAUUAAAUGGCGCUUAUUAUUUCGCAAUCCGUCAAACACUACACGGAGGCAAACCGAACAGAAUUGUGAGGAAAUAUUAGUCAUCAAAUUUAAAAAGGUGAAGUGGAUAUUUUGUUGUUUUUGAGAUUUGUUUGCUUCAUGCUGUAUUUCUAUCCCUUUUUUGGAGUUAAAGGCAGGGUUGGUAACUUUUGAGCUGGCAUGAUUUUGAAAGUAGCAUUCCCUCAGUGCUGUGUCUACACCCACCCCCUCCCCUCUGUGCUCCCUCAAAAGCCACACCCACUCACUUACAUGCAUGAGCGCAGACUUUGCUCCAGAAGUGGACCUCAGCUCAUCUCUUGUAUUGUUAAGAAACUACGUCGUCUCAUGUCUCAUUCUGCAGUAAGUAAACUCACAGUAUAAACUCCGUCAUCAGUGACGCCCUUUUGAGUCUGGGCUAGUGCACGCAAGAGGUAGAGAGCGAGCAGGGAGACAGGGAGGCGUCUGAUUGGUUCAUCAGAUUGGUACCUCAUGGC
Labrus bergylta (ballan wrasse) is the source of this 2925-nucleotide messenger RNA. RefSeq names its product islet cell autoantigen 1 (gene ica1). Gene Ontology annotation, molecular function: protein domain specific binding. The record is from RefSeq and is a predicted model, not a curated record. Gene Ontology annotation, cellular component: Golgi apparatus. Lineage: Eukaryota; Metazoa; Chordata; Actinopteri; Labriformes; Labridae. Gene Ontology annotation, biological process: regulation of transport.